Purpureocillium lilacinum is the source of this 1110-nucleotide messenger RNA. RefSeq lists its product as uncharacterized. Gene Ontology annotation, molecular function: protein binding. The record is from RefSeq and is a predicted model, not a curated record. NCBI's taxonomy places the organism in Eukaryota, Fungi, Ascomycota, Sordariomycetes, Hypocreales, Ophiocordycipitaceae.
AUGCCUCUCUCACUCUCCUUGCGCUACCGCCGCCUCUGCGCCAAGUCGGAAAUCACCUCCGUCGGCAUCUCCCCCUCAUCCACAUCCGUCUUCGCCAUCUACGCCGCCCCGCAGACCGACCAGUCAUGGAUCGACUUCUUUGACCUCGACACCCAGCGCGGCUACACCAAGGCCACCGGCACGCACGCCGUCUUCGGCCCGCCUGCCUCGUCGCGCCCCUCGCCCCCCUCCUCGUCCUCAUCACGCACCUCCAGCGGCAGCGGCGGCGGCCUCGCGAGCACCAUCACCAGCAGCAUCGCCCGCAUCAGCGAGAAGAGCAUCGCCAACAGCACCAGCGCGAGCCUCGCUGGCAGCACGCACCGCGUCGCCACCCUGCGUGACUGGACCGUCCAGCUCGGCCCCAAUAUCGAGUACCACCACAAUAGCACCGUUCUCGUCCGCGACUUCGCCACCGGCAAGACUGCCAUUGAGCUGCGGGAUGCCGCUCGCGGUCCCGUCGUCUGGAGCCACGAUGGGCUCGCCAUCGCCGCCGGCGAGACUACCGCGCGUGGCCGCAUGGGUGUCUGGGACGUCCGCACUGGAGCCCGCAUUGGCCGCGUGGUUAGCCACAUCGACGACGUCACGCACGCCGCCUUUACCCCCGACAUGAAGCUCGUGACGCUCUCGCGGGACGGCACCGCGCGCGUCAGCGACCCGACCACCGGCCGCACGCUGAGCCGCCUCGAGAUCGAGGGCACUGCCGCCGCCAACCCGCGUCUGCUGGCCGUGUCGCGCGACGGGCGCUCCAUCGUCUCGCUCUGGGGCACGACGGUGCACGUGUGGCUCCCCGGCGCGAGCCACCUGACGUCCUACGACCUCCGAACAGUGCGCCAGACCGAAUCAUGGCCUCUUUGCGUGUCCCCCGAUGGGCGAUGGAUGGCGAGCCGCACCGAGGACGGAGUCGAGGUGCUGGAUGUGGCAUCGGGCACUGUCGCCUGGGAGCGCAGAGAGGAGGCCGCGUGCAUGGAGAACAUGGUCACCACGGCGGCCUUUUCGGGAGACGGAAGCGUGCUCAUCCUGGGCAGGAUGAGCGGCGCCGUCGAGGUCUGGGAUGUGGCCGAAAAGAACUGA